Molecule: messenger RNA, 2515 nt
Organism: Enhydra lutris kenyoni (northern sea otter)
Lineage: Eukaryota; Metazoa; Chordata; Mammalia; Carnivora; Mustelidae
Product: ectonucleotide pyrophosphatase/phosphodiesterase 7
Source: RefSeq, a predicted model, not a curated record
ACCCCACUCCCCGGGCUCCUACCCGUGCCAUCCUGACUCGUCCCUGGCCACCACCACCCCUCCCCGGGGACCGCCUCUCCCCCAGCCUCACUGUUUUACUUAUUCACUCACCUGUCUCAUUCUCUGCUGGGUCCCCCAAAUUGAGAACCAUGUCUGGCUCACAGAACAUGCUUCGUAGGUUCCGAGAGAGGGAGAAGGACAGAGACAGCGACGGAGGUGGGAGAGGGUGCACCCUGAACUCAGGGGUCCCUUUCCCGUGCACACCCACCCCCAUGAACACAGGUAACAAGGGACCCCCUCUUCUGAGCCCCUCGUGGAUGAAGUCCACAAGUGAGAUUACCCACAUCUGUGUGCCCAUCCGAGGUUCCAUGGGACCCCAGGAGGCAGGUGUGGUGGGCACUAACCCGGGCUACCAGGCUGUAGCAAGCCCAGCGCAUCCCAGGAUGCCCCUUCAUGGGCAUGGCAGGAAAAGGAGCUCGCCUAAGCUGGGGCUCCCGUGGACAAAGCCGGGCUUGGGCUGAGCUUCUGGUCCUUGGCUCCCAGGUCCUGGGAAGCCUAGCCUAGAGCCUGACCGAGGCAGGCCUGAGACCCAGACACCCUAGAGCUCUCCCUAACUUAGAAGCUGGAGGAGGCCCCUCCCAGUGCUCUGGGGUCAGGGAGAGCAGGGCACAGAGACCAAGAAUGGCUAGGACAGGUGGAGUGGGGACCAAGGCCUGUGGGAUGGAGUAGCCCCUUCUGCUCUCCAGGCCUCUGGGACUGGUCCCUAUCCUCCCCACAAGGAUGGGUGUGCACAGGGGUGGGGAAUGGAGGGGAGGAGCAGCCAGCCCAGAAGGCUCUGCUGGCAAUAAAAGCAGAUGCUACGUGAGGGCUGGGCUAGAGUGGCAGGCACACGGUGACCAGGGCUGUCUCCUGAGAAGCGGGUAUGUGCAUAGUCUCGUGUUCACGGAGGCGCAGGGCAAGACCGGCCCGGCUGACCCUGGGACUUUGUUCCUCAUCAGGAACCAACCUGAACGUCUUCAUGUCGGGGCGCUUGGCUGUCUUCCUGGCCCUGGCUCUGGCCACCCUCCCGGCUCCAGGGGCAGGGGCUCCGCUUGGAAGGAGGGGUUCCCAGAAUAAGCUGCUGCUCGUGUCCUUCGAUGGUUUCCGCUGGAACUAUGACCAGGACGUACAAACCCCAAACCUGGACGCCAUGGCGCUGGACGGAGUGAAGGCCCGCUACAUGACGCCAGCCUUCGUCACCAUGACCAGCCCCUGCCACUUCACCCUGGUCACGGGCAAAUACAUCGAGAACCACGGGGUCGUCCACAACAUGUACUACAACACCACCAGCAAGGUGAAGCUGCCCUACCAUGCCACCCUGGGCAUCGAGAGCUGGUGGGACAACGGCAGCAUACCCAUCUGGAUCACGGCCCAGCGACAGGGCUUAAAGACUGGCUCCUUCUUCUACCCCGGCGGGAACGUCACCUACCAAGGCACGGCGGUGACCCUGAGCCGGAAGGAAGGCAUUCUGCACAACCACAAGGACGAGCAGGAGUGGAGGGCCAACAUCGAUGUGGUGAUGAAAUGGUUCACUGACGAGGGCCUGGACCUGGUCACGCUCUACUUUGGGGAGCCAGACUCCACGGGCCACAAGUACGGCCCCGAGUCCCAGCAGAGGAAGGACAUGGUGAUGCAGGUGGACAGGACGGUGGGCUACCUUCGGGACAGCAUCAGGAGGAGCGGCCUGGAGGGCAGCCUGGACCUGAUCAUCACGUCCGACCACGGCAUGACCACCGUCCACAAGCAGGCCCAGGACCUGGUGGAGUUCCACGCGUUCCCCAACUUCACCUUCAAGGACAUCGCAUUUGAGCUCCUGGACUACGGGCCCAACGGGAUGCUGCUCCCCAAGGAAGGGAUGCUGGACAAGGUGUAUGAGGUCCUCAAGGACGCCCACCCCAAACUCCACGUCUACAAGAAGGAGUCCUUCCCCAAGUCCCUCCACUAUGCCGGGAACCCCAGGAUCACCCCACUGCUCAUGUACAGUGACCCUGGCUACGUCAUCCACGGGAGACUGAACGUGCAGUUCAACAAAGGAGAGCACGGUUUCCACAAUGAGGCCAUGGACAUGAAGACCAUCUUCCGGGCUGUGGGCCCCAGCUUCAGGAGGGGCCUGGAGGUGGAGCCCUUCGAGAGCAUCCACGUGUACGAGCUCAUGUGCCAUCUGCUGGGCAUCGUGCCCGAGGCCAACGACGGGCUCCUGAGCACCCUGCUGCCCACGCUCUGGGAAGCCAGCAACAGGCCCCAGAGCACCCCCUCGGGUAAGGGGCUGCCCAUCAGGCACAGUGCCAGCACUCUGGGACCGCCUUUCCUUUCCUUGUCCUGCACCCCGGAAACAUCUCAAGCCCCUGGCAGCGACGAGGGGAGAGCAGGUGGAUGUGAGCAGCCUUGGGGAGCCCGAGGGCCAGAGAAGCAGGCGCUUUGCCCACAGGACAGGCCCCCUGGUGAAGUCCACCUCAGGGCUCCUGGCUCCCCGUGA